This is a messenger RNA of Terrapene triunguis (Three-toed box turtle), 948 nucleotides long. RefSeq names its product olfactory receptor 12-like. NCBI's taxonomy places the organism in Eukaryota, Metazoa, Chordata, Testudines, Emydidae. The coding region runs from base 1 to 948 and encodes 315 amino acids. The transcript has a single exon. The record is from RefSeq and is a predicted model, not a curated record. Gene Ontology annotation, cellular component: membrane. Gene Ontology annotation, molecular function: G protein-coupled receptor activity; olfactory receptor activity; odorant binding. Gene Ontology annotation, biological process: sensory perception of smell; G protein-coupled receptor signaling pathway.
AUGGAGCCAGUAAGAAAGGCAAACCACACAGGAGUGAAAGAAUUCAUCCUGCUGGGGUUUGGAAGAAGUCUGUGGUUCGAAAUUGUCCCCUUUGUGAUGUUCCUGGUGAUUUACAUCAUAACCGUGCUGGGAAACACCAUCCUAGCCCUCAUCAUUAGAGUUGACUCUCACCUUCAUACCCCCAUGUACUUCUUCCUCAAGAACCUGUCCUUCUUAGACGUCUGCUGCUCUUCCUCUGUUGCCCCCAGAGCCAUGGUGAGCUUCCUAGCAGGGAGUAAAGCCAUUUCCUACAAUGGAUGUGCCACCCAAUUCUUCUUCAUCACUGUCUUCCUCACCACCGAAGCAUUUCUCCUUGCAGUGAUGGCAUAUGAUAGAUACACCGCCAUCUGCAACCCACUCUUGUAUCCCGUUACCAUGUCCAAGUGGGUUUGCAUUCAGCUGGUUGCAGGGUCAUAUAUCUGCAGCUGUGUGAAUUCAAUGGUGCAAACAGGUUUCACCUUUACACUGAACCAUUGUGGGUCUAAUGAGAUUGAUAAUUUCUUCUGUGACGGCCCUCCCUUGAUUAGUCUCUCCUGUAGUGACACGUAUGUCAACUAUCUUGUGAUGUUUACCUUCUGUGGCCUCAUCAUAGUGAGCACUGCCCUGAUUGUGCUCAUCUCCUACAUCUAUAUCAUCUCCACCAUCCUCAGGAUUCGCUCUGCUGAGGGCAGACACAGAGCCUUCUCCACCUGCACCUCCCACAUGAUGGUUGUGACUUUAUUUUAUGGGUCCACUGCUUUGAUGUACGCCCAACCCAGUAGGCUAGCUUCUCUGUUCCCAAGGAAAGCGAUGUCUGUGUUUUAUACCCUUUUCGUUCCCAUGUUGAAUCCCUUCAUCUACAGCCUUAGAAACAAGGAAGUGAAAGAUUCUUUAAGAAGGAUUGUGGUCAAGAAAUGUUUGAAAAAAUGA